UGAGUGAGUCACUAUUUGAUUAGUUUUCCUGCUACGCGUAGAAUAAUUUAAACGAAUGCGUUAAGAUUUAGACUUUUAUUUUGUGCAGUAUUUUUGACUAACAGGAAGUAACGCUGCUUUAGGGAUCCGCGAGCUUGUUAGUGAUAGAGGGAAUAAACAUGUCUUCGCUUGACAGAGUAAAAGUGUUAGUCUUGGGAGAUUCAGGUGUUGGGAAGUCGUCUUUAGUUCAUCUGUUGUGUCAUAACCAAGUUUUGGGAAAUCCUUCAUGGACUGUUGGCUGUUCUGUGGACGUCAGGAUCCAUGACUACAGAGAAGGUACACCAGAGGAGAAGACUUACUACAUUGAACUGUGGGAUGUUGGAGGAUCUGUGGGAAGUGCCAGUAGUGUUAAAAGCACCAGAGCAGUUUUCUACAAUUCAGUUAAUGGCAUUAUUCUAGUUCAUGAUUUAACCAACAAGAAAUCCUCUCAGAAUUUGUAUCGGUGGUCAAUGGAAGCACUAAACAAAGACUCGUCUCCUACUGGGGUCAUUGUGUCAAACGGGAAUUAUGACAGAGAGCAGUUUGCAGACACCACCAUUCCUCUCCUGCUAAUUGGCACCAAGUACGAUCAGAUUCCUGAAAACAAGCGCAAUGACGUCCUGACUCGUACCGCCUUCCUGUCUGAAGACUUCAACGCAGAGGAGAUCAACCUGGACUGCACUAAUCCACGCUACUUUGCUGCUGGCUCAUCUAAUGCUGUAAAACUGAGCAGAUUUUUUGACAAGGUUAUAGAGAAGAGAUACUUCAGCAGAGACUCGAGUCAGAUGACAGGCUUCACAGACAGGAAGCGCUUCAACUUCAAGAGUCUUCACUAUGACUGAGUCACUAAAAAAAAAAAACAACCACAGAGUCUUGUGGUUUUAGGUCUGUAUAACUACCAAACUCACCAUCAUUAUAUCAGUGUGCAUGUGUGCAGUUACACUAGUGCAGGUGGACCGAGAACGUUUGUGAAGUAACAACUAGUAAAGACAAUUUGUGUUUCUUUAAUUGUGAGAUUGUCAGUCAGGGUUUUCUUAAGUUUCUGUUAAAGUACUUGUUCGGUACUUGUUCUGUUUUCACCUUUCAUGAGCAUUUAUGAACAACUUCCUCUGUAUCUGCUCCAUGAUUGUACAACGAUUUAUCCUUAAAGAAAAUUAUUUCUAUAUAAUUUCCUGAUUCUUCUAAUUUAUGCAGUUUCAUAAAUUUGCACAUUUGCUAUAUUAGCAAACUUGUACUUGUAUAUGUUUACAGGAAUCAGUUAAAUAAUAAAA
Molecule: messenger RNA, 1289 nt
Organism: Clarias gariepinus (North African catfish)
Lineage: Eukaryota; Metazoa; Chordata; Actinopteri; Siluriformes; Clariidae
Gene: rabl3
Product: RAB, member of RAS oncogene family-like 3
Exons: 8
Coding region: 159-860 (233 amino acids)
Biological process (GO): intracellular protein transport
Cellular component (GO): endomembrane system
Molecular function (GO): GTPase activity
Source: RefSeq, a predicted model, not a curated record